GUCGGUAUCCGUUCGUGAAAUCCGCCAUCUUGAUCGUACGUAUGGUGUGUACUCAGUUCGCUUGUGACGCCUGUGAUGUGUCGUGAGUUUUUGCUUUAUGUCGCCUUCGCAACUUUAUAAUUAGUAGGAAAUGUAAAUCACACAUCGAUAGAAUAGGACAAUGGCUCGUGCUUUGGUAUAUGAACGUUCUGUUCAGGCAGUAUUCGCAAGUAUCAAGUUGGAAAGAGGCCCAGAUCCUUUCCGCAACGAAAUAACAGAGACGGAAGAAUAUAUCGAAUCGGAGAACUGUAAUAUUAAUGAAUCUACGUCAUCUAUUAGUUCAGAAACGAGUAAAAUUAUGUCUAGUGGUACGAUCGAUGAUUAUAAAGUCAGACAACGGACGAAAUCAAAUAGAAAAGUCGUAGAACAAAAUUCAUUUCUUUGCACUAUUUGUUUGAUCCAUUUCAAGUCCGAGUACGCACUCCAAAUACACAAAACCGUGUGGACGAGUAAAUAUAUUUGCAAUUGUUGCAAUGCCAGGUUUUGUACGACAAAAGGAUUGAAAUCUCACCUGGAACGUUCGUGUUGUGUAAAACUUCAUUUCGCGAUCUAUAGUUGCAAUCAUUGCAAUGUUCAAUCGAGAUCCAAGACGAGUCUACAGAGUCAUUUGUUUCAUGUCCACGGAGACAUACAUUCCAUGAAUAUAGUGUGUAAGGGACAAUUAGAACCUUCUGAUAAUAGUAUCUCUGAACAAUUGAGUAUUUUAAGUGAAAGACCUAAAAGUUUAGUUACUUCAAACUCUGAGCUCUCAAAAUUGUUGACUGCUCCAUGUACGCCUACGAAAAGGUUGAUCAAAUCAUCUUCAUUCUCGAAGAGUUCACCUAAAACAUUUCUGAAGAGUUUGGAUAGUCCACCUAAAACAUCUCUGAAGAUAUUAAGUGUUCCGUCUGAAAUGUCUCCGAAGUUAAAUGCUUUGCAUGGUUCGCCUCCGAAGAUGUGUAACAAUACCGUAACUCCGAAAAAGAUGAAACAGAGUAGCAUGGACAACUUCGUCAUAGUCUCGAAAGUAGAAAAAACUGUUGUCCCCAGCGUUGCUCAAAGUAGUGUGGGUGAUAUUGAGAAAAAUUCUACUACUAAUGUGGAUCUUAAAAAUGAAACAUGCGGAACACCACAGACUGUGUCUCAGGAUACACGGCUUUUGCGAAGUGAUCCCUCAUGCGGAGUAAAUCCUACAGUUAUGAUACCUUUGACAAAGAAGGAAGCACAAACUGAAUUUACGGAUCCUAUUGAUUCUGCGAGUUCUACCGAUACCCAUAAAGUAUCGUACAAUCUGAGGCCAUCAAGAUUUUCUUCUUACUCUACGUUAUUUAUGUUUGAAUCGAUGCUAUUCGAAGACAUAUAUGGAUACACAACACAAGAAUCUUGUCGAACGCUAAGAAAAAACGGCUCGCGCAAGAGGAAGGCAUCAGAACCAAGGAUAAGUGAAAUACAGUGCAAAGAAUGCGUAGUCCGAUUGGAGCGAAUUGAUUUGGAAGGGAAUAAUAUUAAGUUGAAUAAGAGCUGUGCCCUUCAGGUGGAUUCUCGAGAGCUUGUAACUAGUUCGGUAUUUUCGAAUGUCCCUUUAGCGAAAUGCUCCGGUACGUAUAAAUGCUAUUGUUGUAAAAAAGUGUUUUCGACGAAAAACAAACUGAGUAAACACAUGGAAACAUUCCAUACGAUUUACAUAUCUAGCAUCUGUUCUGCUCGCUACAUGUCCAUGGACAGGCUAGUAAAUCAUUACCUGCGCCAGCACAUUCCUUUCCCGCGCAGAGAAUGUUGCGUGUGUUUUAAGAACUUCGAUUCGCUCACGACCUUGAGACGUCACAUGGUCCUACAUUUUAAGAAGAAGAUUAGAUCGAUCAAUGCUGAAGCAAAUUGCAUUGCGUUUAAGAAGCGACACAAGUGUAAAGAUUGUCGCAAGCGAUUUUGGCUGCAUUCGUGUUUAGAGCAACAUGAAAAGGUGUGUCGUCGAGAAAACACCAUAUUGAAUAAAGAACACCUAGACUCCGUUAAAAUAGCUACAUCGUCAGCUUCAGGAAGAUCUGAAAAUUCUGAAACGGAAGAGGUACAAACAUUCGAUGCAAAGUCAUAUUCUUUAGCGUUACUUGAAAACGAAGGACAAUCAUCGGAAACAGAAAGUUCAGAUAUUUCUGCCAGAUCCACGAUACGUUCACCCACAGGGGCGACUAAAAGGAAAGGCUCAGGUGUUGCAUCUGCGACAGGUAACCAAAUUGAUGCACUGAACAGGACGAGGAAGUAUCCUUGUUUCGUUUGUGGAGAAAAAUUCAAAACGCCCCAAAACUUGUGCGAACACGAGGACUUAUACUUUGGACUGGCUAAUGAAAACUGCUAUAUUUGCAACACAGCGUUUCCCAGUAAAGAUCUGUUACAACUGCACAUGCUUUCCAGUCAUAGCAUUAAUGGUAGUGCACACUAUACUUGCUUUUGCAGAUUUUGCAAUCAAGGUUUCCAUAACAUGAACAAAUUUUGGAUUCACGUACACCAUAUCCACCCCGCUCAUACUACAUUCGCGAUGAAAAUUAGAUCGAGGAACAGCCCAAUGUGCAAUAUAUGCAAGUUAGUGUUUGAGUCACAUAGUCGACUCAUCGACCAUAAAAUGUACUACUACAAGGAACAAACUUUCGAAUGUACCGUUUGUAGAGAAUCGUUCCAAGGGCUGUAUCAACUCCGUCACCACAUCCAAUUGGAGCAUUAUCUCGCUACCCAACGAGAUUUGUGCAUUCACAAGUGCAAUGUCUGCAAAGAAAGUUUCAAUUAUGAAUCUCAUUUACAUGCACAUAAAUUGCACGCUCAUUCGGAUGCUACUAAUGUCACUGUCACGCAAGACCAUACCUACAUGGUACAAACAAACAGAUUUGUCACAACCCCGGAGGAUAUAACGCGAGUACCAGUAAAAACAUAUGGGUGCAACGUUUGUGACUUGUAUUUUAUUAACGAGAAGGAUCUGAGAAUGCACCAAAUGGAGUAUUCCAAUGGUGGGGACUUCUUUUGUAACAAGUGCAAUAGGAGGUAUUAUACUCUCGCUCUACUCGCCAAACAUUACUGUCUGAAUCACACCGAAUCUGACCAAAACGUUAUGAAAUGUGAUCGCUGCAACGAGGUGUUGUUGACGAAUAUGUCGAAACAGUGUCACGAGAAACAUUUUCACGGGAGGAAUAUCGGUCUACUGACAGGAAAUAGCAUGCUGAAUAUGAACUUCUUUAAGGAACUUAAUAGCAGUGAGCUUCAGAAAGAUGACGGCAAUGUGUGUACAACUUGUGCGACAAAAUUCGACGACACGGUUAGUUUGAAGAAUCAUCUGUUGGAAUAUGCGGACAUAGGUUCAUACAGCUGUAGCCAUUGUCAACGAAAGUUUACGAAAUUGUGUUUUCUAGAAAAACAUAAGAUGAAGCACUCGACUUCGGACAACAGUUUGAUCACAGAUUAUUGUCCGAUAUGUAAUGAGGGGUUUACAGAUUCCGCGAACGUUCGUAUCCACGUGUUGCAUCUUCAUCGAUAUGAGACAUUUGGCUUGAACCAAAAUUCGCUUCCGGUGCCUCAUUUGUACGAAGCUGCUGAAAAACGAACACAGAACAAUAUCGCCCCAUCUAGUGACAGUUCUGAUGAAAAAAAUGAAUAUAAGUGUCCCGAGUGCAAAAUGGAGUUCAAUAUUAACCAAGCGAUGACGUACAGAUCGCGGUUCAAGAAUAGUGGUCAUUUAAAGUGUUCAGUUUGCGGUUACAUAUUUUCUCGGUUUCCUUCUCACAAGUGUAACUAUUGUACGGUUAGAUUUCAUAGCGCUGCUGCUCUGUACUGGCAUGUUAUUAACAAUCAUUCUGAUGACGUUGAUGCCAGUAAAGAAUUUCAAGAUUCAAUGACCUUUUAUUACCUGUGUAAGGUAUGUGACAUUAGGUAUACUACUGCGAAGGAGUUCCUGGCGCAUGAUUUACGAAUGCACAGGAAAAGUCGCAAACAGCUGUGGCCAUCAGCAGUGACUACGUUGUUAGCUCUGCAGAUUAACAUGGAUGUAUGUUGUGAUAAAUGUGGGAAGAUGUUUCAAAACAAGAAAUGUUUCAAGAAUCACUUUAAGGCAUUUCACGCGACUGAUAAGGAGAGUGAGCGUCCGCCUGAGAAAAAUGUUAAGAAAAUAAAAAUCGGUUGGCAAAAUUAUGAACCAGACUCGACUGAUCCGUCACAAGUUGUUAGCAAUGUCGGUAAAGUAAGAGUCAAGAAAUUUGCGAAAAUGUUGAAUUAAAUAUUGAAUGUAUAGAAGUUAACAUCUAAGUUAAUGCACAUGACGUUCGAAUAAAUCAGAGCAACAAACAUUUUGAUUUUUACUUGACUGUGCAAUUGGAUUGGUUAGUUGUUCAAAUCAAGAAACUGUGAAAAAUAUCGACAUUGUUUGCAGCAAUAAACAAAGAGAACUUGAAAACAAAUCACACAUCUGUCGCCUUGACCAUUUCUUGCAUUGAAACAAUUACGUAUUUUUGUUUGACUGAGUGAUCUACGAUUUCCGUCCGUGAAUCGUGACGAAAUGUGAUGAUUUCCAUAAAACCCGUGAUUUUCAGUAGCUAAACGCGAGCGAUCCAGUGCCAUACAUAGUCGCAAAUGCGAGAUAUAAGGAAAAACAGGUAAAAGCUGAGUGCCACUGUGGGCCCGGUGAUUUCUGUGGAACGAGUGGUCAAGAGCACAGAUCAAAUUCCCUGUUGUUCAGGUCCAUAGGUGCUGAGAAAUCGCGGCUGUUAUUCAGGAGCUACGAUUUCCCGAUUACUUCUCAUUAUGAACCUAAACAGCAGGUGAUAUAACUCAUACUCUUGCCCACUCGUUUCGCUGAAAUCACCGGGCCCAUUGAGGCACCCGGCUUGUUCCUGCUUUUCCCCUGUACCUCGCAUUUUGGACUACGGCAGGCAUGGGCAAAAGUGGCUCUCGGGAGCCACGGCCCCGAGCGCGAGCUAAGGUGGGGAUGCUUCACGCUAUGUAAUGUACGGGCGCGUAUCUACAUUUACGAAUAGUGGGGAGAGCGACUAGUGUGGGGAAAAAUGAGUUUCCCAUGCCUGGACUACGGCAUCGGAUUGCCAGCGUGUAGCUGCUGAAAAUCUCGGCACCUACGAAAAUCGUCACGACAUACGGGUCGGAGAUCGUAAUGUGAAUAUUCCAUUCCAAUAUUAAUGAAUUAUUUUUUGACGCGUAUUGAUGUCUUGUACAAUGAACCAUGUAAGUGUAUAUAAUCCUUUUUAAGUUUGUGUUGUACAUAUUUAUAUGAUAAUAACUAGCUUGCGUGUUAGGAAUAAUUUACAAUUAGGAUUUAAAAUAAUUUAAAAACAGGGUUUCAAAUAGAGCAGAUUCAAACGUGCCAAUCAUAAAAAUCAUACUGCGUUAGUGAAAUGUAAAAAGGACAUUUCAUGAUCGGUAACGUUGAAAAUACCUCAGAGUUGCAUUUCGUUGCUCUUAAUAAUAACAAAUUGUAUGUAAGUCUUUUUAAAAUGAAAUUGUCAAGUUCAUAUAUUAUUGAUUUUUUAUUUGAUUAUAAAUUUUAUAAAAUUCGAUAUCGUGUGAAACAAUAAUGUUUCACAUACGAGGAAAUUUCACAGUCAGUAUAACGGAAAUGACUGUACCCUCGCGCAAUCAUGAUUCUGAUUUUCAUUAGCCGAUGAUUCACUCACUAGUUUACCUAUCGAUUAAUGACACUGAAUGAUAAUUGUCUGAAAACGGACGAUGCUUUGUAGAACUAAACUAACUGUUCUAAAUGUUCAGUGAAUUGAUAUUUCAAUCACCUUCGUAAUGCGAAUAGCGCAUUUCGAUGAUCGAAGGGGAAUACGUAAUCCGGCGCGAUAAACGCGCGCCGCAAUCAAAACAGAUAAAAUUUGGCGUAUCAAAAUUUCAACACCGAAACGAAAGUUCACACCGAACUGUGUAUAAUUACAGGGCUUGGUUAAAUAUGAGCUAUUGAAAAUUAAUUGCUUUUAGUGAAAUACGUGACGAACGAAUAUUACUGGUUAUUUCAUAAUUAUCGUUUUCUAUAAAAAUUCGUGAAGCGGAUACAUGAAAUAGUUCUCGAAAAAUUGUAAUUAAUUCAUACCGCACACAAUUAUAUUUUUUAAAUACCCUUGUACUCUGUACCCUUCCU
Molecule: messenger RNA, 6145 nt
Organism: Ceratina calcarata
Lineage: Eukaryota; Metazoa; Arthropoda; Insecta; Hymenoptera; Apidae
Product: zinc finger protein 624
Exons: 3
Coding region: 161-4273 (1370 amino acids)
Biological process (GO): regulation of transcription by RNA polymerase II
Cellular component (GO): nucleus
Molecular function (GO): RNA polymerase II transcription regulatory region sequence-specific DNA binding; DNA-binding transcription factor activity, RNA polymerase II-specific
Source: RefSeq, a predicted model, not a curated record